UGCACACGUGAUCAGAGUUCUGCUUCCGGAUGUUAAAGAUUGUUUUUGCUGUUCGUGGUUCUGCUUUGUUACAUGUUGUCAGUUUUUUUAUUAAUAAAUUGUCUUUACAAGUUUGAUGGGACAAAUUACUUGUCAUUAAAAUCGCUUCAUUUAUCAUUUUUUUUCUAACACGUUAACCUUAUGACCAAGUGUUUGGACCUCUGGGAUGUUUAAACGGAAAACACUGACAUACGAAGCUAACUUCGGGACUAGCUUACAGGAUGUCUAAACUUGAGCGUUUGAACGCCCGGGUGGCCAGACUCCUGACCGAAGCCGUGCAGGAGGUUCUGGAGGUGGUGAAGGAGACGGUGUCAGAGUACCAGGAGAAAACAGCCAGGACACAGAGAGAGAACGAGAGUCUGAAGAGGAGACUGCAGGAGCUCCAGGACAAAAUACCAAAAGAAAGCACCCAUGAGAACACAUAUAAUUUUUCUGUCCUGACUACAAGUGGGCCGUCAGCAGAGGAGAGCGACACAACAGUGAAGCAGGAUCUGAGUAUCAUUCAGAAGCAUGACUUGGAUGUUGUUGCUCUCGCAGAGCAAAACAGCAACCAGCUCAACUAUGUCUUGAAGCAGGAGACUAAAGAAAAAGAGAGCCACAGCAGUAUUCAGACACAAGCUGAGUCCAAGUUGGCGCAAACAUCCACAGACCACCACAAAGUACAGCUGGCAGAUGCAACGCACAACUUAGAGGGGCACCGUAUGCCGUCUGAAACCAGGGACGCCGGAGCAGACCCUUACUCCAGCGCACUGUUUGGGUUAAACAUGGCUGCCAUCAAAAGUGAAUCAGAGCCCACAGACUGCAUGUCAUCACAACAACCAUGUCUUCAAUCCCAGUACACUGGCUGCAUGGAUUUAAGCUGCAACUCCUCUCGUCAUACCUCUGCCGAGACCCUCAGGCCGCAAGCUAGCGCUGAGCCUUACGGACUCGUUUUUGUUCGUUCAAAUCACAUGGCACACAGGAGGCAUGGAUUAGCAAAGAACACCAGGGCCGGUUUGGAUGGCAGACAGAUCAGGAUGGAGCACCUCAGGAGAGACGGCUUCCACUUGUGCGUGGUCUGUGGAAAGACGUUCAGCAGGGUCGGGAACCUGAGAAUCCACCAGCGCUGCCACACUGGAGAGAAGCCGUACGGCUGCGUCCAGUGUGGGAGGCGCUUCAGUCAGGCGGGAGACCUGAAAAAACACAAAAGGGUCCACACGGGGGAGAAGCCGUACUACUGCAGCCAGUGUGGAAAGAGCUUCAGUCGAGGGGAGAACCUCAAAAGACACCAGAGGAUCCACAUCGGAGAGACGCUCCAGCUGCAGCAAGCAUGUCAGGAGCAGCAGUAGUGAUUACAGCACUGAGUCGAGUGCACAUCAAUAAAAUUAGCACAGUUUUUUGUUUCUUUUUUAGAGAUUUUUAAAGGUUGAUUUUUGACCUGUGAUCCUAGUUUUAGAAACAGUUGCAGUGUAUUUAAAUUGUUGCUAACUCACUGGAGCUGUUGGAAGGCUCCUCUGUUUGUCACUCUAAGCAUGGAGAAGCCAGACUGCUGUUUUUCCCCCUCUUAACCAAAGAGGGGAAGUCUUAAAAAAAGCAUACUCUCUAUAUCUGAUAUAUCUGGUAUAGCAUAUCCGUGCAGUGUUACUUUGGUGACACAACUCAACCGAGUGUUGAAAUUGUAAUAACAGACGGCAGCGUUGUUGUAACUUGCAAGAAUAUAUGUCAGUGCUCAAGAGAAGCAUCUUAAACAGGAAGCUUCUGUCACCUUUCAGCUAAUUACAUUCUCAAGGUGCUACACAGGACAUAUAAAUAAACACCAGGCAUCAGUGUGGUUUACACAGGGUGUAUCAAAAGAGUCAUCCAAUUUCAAAAGGCUGUAUUUUUUAAAGAAACUGUGUUUCAGUCAUUACUGGUGAACGACUGAACAGUUAAAGCAUUUUAACAACAGAUUAUUCCUUUUGAUACACCCUGUGUAAUGAAUAAAGCUAGAAAUGUAAAAAGAAAACACAAAAACAUGCAGUUUUAUAUAUAAAUGUGAGCUAUUCAUUUAGACCGAGAGAUGUUAAGAUUUUAUUGGAGCUACAUUUGAAACAGCUUAUACAGAAACAAGAGUCCAGCGAUACAUUUGUAUGGCCUGUGAAAUCCAAUCGAACUUAUGUAUGCUAAAAAUGUGUUUGUAUGUAUGUCUUGUGAAGCUCCGAGGGAAUGUGACUUCUAAAAGUUGGGUCAUGCCCAAAUGUUUCAUAAACACUGCUGCUUCAUUCAAAAAAGUAGAUUUUUUUUACAUGUUUCUAUGAUAUUAUGAAGAACAAUAAUUAGCAUUUUAUAAGAUUCAAAUAGAUGACCCAGAUUGCUAUUGGAUCACUGGAAGAAGUUGGGCUUGGAGGACAUUUAUAGGAUAGUCAAUUCAUGAAAAGUAAUUGGACAAGCAGAAGCCCAAAAGCUGUGAUCGGCUGGAGAGCUCUGAUCAUGCAGAUCUCAAAAGCUGAUAUCCUGCAUGCCACAAAGAAUUGCAGAAGUUAUGAAGAAGAUGAUGAAAUGCUUGUGAUUGUUCUUCUGUGCCAUGGAAACAUGCAGGGGUUAAAGUUUCAUUCCCACAUCUUCAGUUAAUGAGUAAUUAAUGUGCUGCAGUCUGGCGGUCCAUCCAGUUGAUGCCAUGGAGAUACUUACUCAGGAAGAGUACUGAAGCACAAAUGGAGUAAAUGUGUUUAAAGUGGCAGGUCAUUUCAAAUAGCUCAGCAAUAAAUACACAAACUGUCUGUGCAGCUUGGCUAUGGAAGCUAAAGAUACAGCUGCUAUUUUCCAGAGAGAGAGAAAAGUGAAUCUGUGAUACGAUCACUCUCAGAGAUGGAGAAAAAUAAUAAGAGGAUAAUGAGGUUAUUUUCAAAAGCUAUGAACUGCUCAGAGAGCGACAAUUGACUAGCUAGAAAUGUAAAGCUUUACAUGUAAUGUGAUGUAAACGAUCCUUGUUCUGUUUUGGGGGUUUUUUUAUCAGAAGCUAGGUCUGUGCAGGAUGUUUUGCUGUAGCUUAAUGGUUAUUUCACGUUGCGAAACUUGAAUUGGAAUCAUUUUGUGUUAUUGAAAUGUAUGAAGUAUGAAAAUACUACACAGUUCAGUGCAGGCUAAACUGCUGUGUUAGCUGUGUUUACAUCCAGUGUACAGUACUGUGCUGUGUUGUGCUGCUGUAGAGCAGGCUGUGGUAUUCGUGGCCACUUAAGUUAGGUGAAGCAGUGGUGGAGAUAGAUAACCAGGUGAAUAUGAUGUAAAACUGAGGUAAAUUUACUUUGCGGAUGCUUUUGCACUGAUGAAAUUCACCUUUAUUUACGUGAAAUUGAACACGGUUUGUUUUUUAAAAAAAAAUUAAAUCUGAAGUUUAAAAACCACCAAGGUGAAUCAAGGCUAGCAGCCGUCACUUUAACUUCAGACUGAUGAUGCUGUUUAGCUUAAAUUCUACCUUUCAUAUUGCCUUUAUACCAGCCAGGUGUUGAAAUAACCUCUUCUUAGGUCAUGUUAAAAUCACCAAAAACAGUUACUCUAUCAGCUGACAGCCUGUACCCACAAAGAGAGAGGAAAUCUACUGGCACUCACAAUGAAAAUUAAUUUGUAACUUAUUAGUAAGUGAUUCAUUAGCUCAUGCUGCACUGCUUCAGUGGAUCUUAGGGAUUUGCAGCCUGCCAAAUCCCACUGUAAACCCUGGAAACAUGUAAGAAAUAAUCUAAAUAAGAAAUGAAGCAGCAAAGUGUUUAAAACACAGACUUUUGGCUAUACAAAAAGGAAAUAAAUAUGUUCUUGCAAGUUAGAUGGUGUGCAGGAGUCUCUUUGUCUCCUAUGGUACAAGCAUUACAAAUGCUAUAUUGAUAUAUUGAUGUGUGUCUUCUAGAUCUGAUUCCGUUAUAACAGUUUCCUGUGAAACGUUGGUUUGAAAAGGAGGUUAACUCGACGAGUUGACCUCUUUCGGUCACCUGCAGAAUGUGUCGUCAUUUUAGUAAAUGUCAGAGAAACCUUUUAAAAAUCUGAAUCGCAUAAUUGUCACUAAAGCUGCCCGACUUUCCAGACUGAUUAAAGGCUUUCUGAUGGUUGGACAUAUGUAUUGCAAGUUAAACUUGGUUUGUGAAGCAGAGGCAAUAAACUAAUUUAUUACCAUUA
Messenger RNA from Oreochromis niloticus (Nile tilapia), 4164 nucleotides. RefSeq names its product zinc finger and SCAN domain-containing protein 2. Gene Ontology annotation, biological process: regulation of gene expression. Gene Ontology annotation, cellular component: nucleus. The record is from RefSeq and is a predicted model, not a curated record. Bases 261 to 1367 code for a protein of 368 amino acids. Lineage: Eukaryota; Metazoa; Chordata; Actinopteri; Cichliformes; Cichlidae. The transcript has 3 exons.